Messenger RNA from Sander lucioperca (pikeperch), 2360 nucleotides. RefSeq names its product HERPUD family member 2 (gene herpud2). Bases 363 to 1631 code for a protein of 422 amino acids. The transcript has 9 exons. Gene Ontology annotation, biological process: endoplasmic reticulum unfolded protein response. NCBI's taxonomy places the organism in Eukaryota, Metazoa, Chordata, Actinopteri, Perciformes, Percidae. Gene Ontology annotation, molecular function: protein binding. The record is from RefSeq and is a predicted model, not a curated record.
AGAAUGCUGACGUGACUUCCGGUCUCACACACACACCCGAUUACAACAACAAGGCAGGCAGGCGAGCCGAGCUCGAGCUGGGAAGGAGAGAGUAGACGACGGUACCGCAAGAGUAAACAGAAAUCCAAGAACUAUCACCACAGAAGAAUUCCCAUCAAUAUCGUCGGAAAGCACCAACUUUCCCCACAGGCGAGGCAGAUGUUGUAGAAGGGGAACAGCAGGGAGAGUUUGUGGUGUGUUUUUACUGAGUCCAGAAUGGAGAGGAUUUGAGGGAACUUUCUCCUCAGGUCAUUCCUGAGUUGUGACGCUAAGCUCUCCUGAGCUCAGGUUCUUCAGAGCCCACCGUGCUAGUAAUAUGAGCCAUGGACUCCUGGGCAGUUGAGAGUCCUGUAACCCUGGUCAUUAAGGCCCCCAACCAGAAGUAUGAAGACCAGACCAUUAACUGCUUCCUCAACUGGACUGUAGAGAGGCUGAAGAGUCACAUCUCCAAUGUGUACCCCAGCAAGCCGCUGUCCAAAGACCAGCGGCUGGUGUACUCAGGAAGGCUCCUUCAAGACCACCUACAGCUCAGAGAUGUGCUUAGAAAGCAGGAUGAAUACCACAUGAUGCAUUUAGUGUGUACCUCUCACAGCCCCCCAGCCUCGCCCAUGCCUCGGAGCCCUUCCACGGCUAACUCUUCUGCUUCUGACCCCAGCAGUUCACAAGCCGCGGCCUCGGCCUCCCCGGCCACCACACCAAAUCAGGACAGCCAGCCAGCCUCCUCUUCCUCUUCCUCUUCUUCUGUCCCAGGAAGUUAUGAUGGCCUGAGGUAUCGCGGCGGCUUCCCCCAGUACAACCCCCAGGGCCCCGCUGGUGUCCCUCAGUGGCCAGAUGGAGCCCAGGUCCCUUUACAAGGCGACCUCCCUGCCAACAUGCCCCCCCACCCCAUGUACAUGCCCAUGCAGAUGCUGUGGUGGCAGCAGAUGUAUGCACGCCACUACUACAUGCAAUAUCAAGCAGCCGUAGCUGCCUCGCAGCCUCCCAACACCCCCCCUCCCUCCUCUCCCUCCUCCUCGCCCCAUCAACCCGCCCAGCCCAACGAAGCCGUGCAGCCCCCGCUGGGGCCCAACCCAGCUGCCAACCCUUUACCUGAGAACCAGCCGGCCAACCCCAACAUCCAGAUGAACGCGCAGGGCGGGGCAGUGAUGAACGACGACGAGCUGAACCGCGAUUGGCUGGACUGGUUGUACACGGUGUCUCGCGCCGGCGUCCUGCUCAGCAUCGUUUACUUCUACUCCUCUUUUAGCCGCUUCGUCAUGGUGGUCGGCGCCAUGCUGCUUGUCUACCUGCACCAGGCCGGUUGGUUUCCCUUCAGGCCGGAGCAGCAGAACCUCCAAGGAGGAGAAAGGGCCAGGCCUCCUCAGGAGGAAGCAGAGAGACACCAAGACAUACAGGAAAUGGAACGUCUGAUGGAUGAGGGGAUGGAGGAGGACGACAGCGGUGAGGAAGGAGGGGGAGGCCCUGAGGACCCGGCCCAGGCUGCUGCCGCCGCUGCUCUCCCAGAACCAAGCUUCCUCACCACCGCGUGGUCCUUCAUCAGCACCUUCUUUACCUCGCUCAUUCCAGAGGGACGGCCCCAACCGGCCAACUAGGCAGACACUACCCCAUCUGCCCUUACUCUCAUACACCCCUCUUCCUUCUGCCAGCAGGUACCACUCUACAGAAGUAUCACAAUUCCCACUUUCGUCUAUACUGUCUUAACUUCUUCAGACCCCGUUCAGAUACCCCUUUAUCCCAGUACAACCCCUGCCAGUCGGCCACAAUCCUCGACCGAUAUUUAAAACAGGCUCCAGGCUCCUCUGAAGUUUAAGAGCAGAUACAUUGUGAGUUCUGAAGGAGGGUAUGAGAAUAAACGAACAUGUAGAAAAUAAAUCUCGUGUUGUGUUAAUGGAGUAAAUGCUUCUUCAGCAGUGAAAGUUUUUUUUUUUGUUAUAUAUAUAUUUUUUUUUCAUCAGUUGUGAAUUCAUUGAGACGUGUCGGUGGCGAGAGACCCCGGAGGGAGCUGUCUUCCAUUUUUAAGCAGUGAUAAGUUCAUGCUUUUGAAACUUUUAAAUGACGGAUGUGACCCAUUUAAAAAAAAAAAAAAAAAAAAAGAAAAUCUGGAAUCUCCCUAGAUUGAGAGGGAGAUGUGUCGUUAACAGACCAUGGGAACCACAUCCCUAAAGACAUUUUCAUGUAUGCACGCGAUGUGCAUAAAGACAUUGCAGCUACUGAAGCACAUUGUUUUCCCACUUUGUGUAUUUGAACAUUAUUUACUCAUGUAAGGAUAUGCAUCUUUAAUUUCUGAAUAUAUGCUUUUUGAAUAAAAAUCUUGCUGCGGU